Penicillium griseofulvum is the source of this 612-nucleotide messenger RNA. Its product is annotated as carboxymuconolactone decarboxylase family protein. Gene Ontology annotation, molecular function: peroxiredoxin activity. The transcript has a single exon. Bases 1 to 612 code for a protein of 203 amino acids. The record is from RefSeq and is a predicted model, not a curated record. NCBI's taxonomy places the organism in Eukaryota, Fungi, Ascomycota, Eurotiomycetes, Eurotiales, Aspergillaceae.
AUGCGUCUGCCCUACGCUCCUUCCACUCCGCCUGUCGAUGCACCCCCCGACACCGCCGACAUCUAUGCCCGCAUUGCGGAACGUAGAAACCCCCGUCCUUUGAUACCACUUGACCUGUCUCUCCUUCAUAGCCCACCUGUUGCCGAUGGCUGGAACAGCUUUAUCGGAGCUAUUCGGUCGCGUACUCUGUUUGACUCUGGUGUUAUGGAGUUGGCAGUCUGCCGUGUCGCCGUGCUCAAUAACGCUGUCUAUGAAUGGAAUGCUCAUGCUCCAUUGGCCCUAAAAAGUGGCAUUAAGCCGGAUCAAUUGCAGGAUACUCUUACCUUGCCUUGCACCGCUGAGGGUAAUAUUGCCGGGCUUGAGAGUAGUGCACUCACACCGCAACAGCGCGCUGUUUUACGCUAUACCGACCAGAUGACUCGCACCAUCAAAGUUCAAGAUGAUGUUUUUGCCGAAUUGAAGACGGUUGGGUACAAUGACCGUGACAUCGUGGAGCUCACCACCGGCAUCGCCGGUUAUAACUGUGUGAGUCGGUUCUUGGUUGCACUGGACGUCGGCGAGAACAAUGCGCGCGAGAUGAAGAGCGUGGAUGAGUUGGUGGCUGCUCUAUAG